This is a messenger RNA of Closterium sp. NIES-65, 477 nucleotides long. Lineage: Eukaryota; Viridiplantae; Streptophyta; Zygnematophyceae; Desmidiales; Closteriaceae. The record is from the annotation of a GenBank genome assembly.
AUGAGCAGCACUUGGCUGGAUACACAUGCUGCUGCUGCUGCUGGUACUGUCAUGCUGCCUGCCAAUAGCUCGGCUCUACCACGUGUAUUCUCACCCUGGGUGCUGCGGCACAUGCUGCUGGCUCUCAGGGCGGUGGGCGCCAAUCUCCCAGCAGCCGUGCUGUGCCAGCUGCUGCCAGCGCCAUACCUGCCUCUCGCCUUCCACCUCCUCUCCUCCUCACCGCUGCUCGACUCCGCCACCACACACGCGUACAUCCAGUGCAUCUGGGAGGUGCCUCUGCUGGAGCUUCUUGCCAGUCGCUUGGAAGCAGCAGGCGACACAGCCACGCUAGCGCUCGUGCUCUCAGUGCUUGCGCUGCCCUCCUGCAAUGCACACAACCCGCCCUUUGUGCGCCGCGCACACGUGCGCCGCUGCUCCCUGCGAUUCUUCCGCCUGCUGGCCUCGCAGCUGGGAGCAGGAGGGGAGUUCAGGGGGUAG